Molecule: messenger RNA, 6600 nt
Organism: Camelus dromedarius (Arabian camel)
Lineage: Eukaryota; Metazoa; Chordata; Mammalia; Artiodactyla; Camelidae
Gene: SALL3
Product: spalt like transcription factor 3
Exons: 3
Coding region: 40-4017 (1325 amino acids)
Biological process (GO): regulation of transcription by RNA polymerase II
Cellular component (GO): nucleus
Molecular function (GO): DNA-binding transcription factor activity, RNA polymerase II-specific; RNA polymerase II cis-regulatory region sequence-specific DNA binding
Source: RefSeq, a predicted model, not a curated record
UGCCGCUGCCCCGCGCGGGGCCCGCGCGCCGCUAGCAGCAUGUCUCGGCGCAAGCAGGCCAAGCCCCAGCACCUCAAGUCGGACGAGGAGCUGCCGCCGCAGGACGGGGCUCCCGAGCACGCCGUCCCCGGGGAGGGCACCGAGGACGCGGACAGCGGCGCCGAGAGCAGGAGCGGCGGCGAGGACACCAGCGUCUGCGAGAAGUGCUGCGCCGAGUUCUUCAAGUGGACGGACUUCCUGGAGCACAAGAAGGCCUGCACCAAGAACCCGCCGGUGCUGAUCGUGCGCGAAGAUGGGCCGGCCCCGCCCUCCGAGGACUUUCCGGAACCUUCUCCGGCCAGCUCUCCCAGCGAGCAGACGGAGAGCGAGGCUGCCGAGGAGGCAGCCCCCGCGGAGGGCGGGGAGGGCGGGGAGGUGAGGGCCCCCGAGAGGGAGGACGAGCCCAUGGAGGUGGGACCCUCCUCGGACAGAAGCUUCCAGAGCCCAGGCCCCUCGCACGCAGGGAAGCCGCCUCUACCUCAAAUCGCGGAACCGGCCCCCGCGGCCGCGUACAGCAUGCCAAACACCAACGUGACGCUGGAGACGCUGCUGAGCACCAAGGUGGCCGUGGCGCAGUUCUCCCAGAACGCGAGGGCUGCAGGCGCGGUGGGAUCCGGCGCUGGGGUGGCGGCGGUGGCCAUCCCCGUGAUCCUGGAGCAGCUGAUGGCCCUGCAGCAGCAGCAGAUCCACCAGCUGCAGCUUAUCGAGCAAAUCCGCAGCCAGGUGGCCAUGAUGAACCGCCAGCCUCUGAGGCCACCCCUGAACCCCGGGGCGGCCCCGGGGGCUCAGAGCACCCCGGGGCCGGCCUCCAGCCAGCUUCCGGGGACGGCCACGCCCGGGGGCCUGCAGCUCGCCCCAGGGGCCGCCCCUGGCCCCACCGUGCCCGGCCCCGCCGCCCCGCCCCCGGCCUUCGAGGGCGCCCCGCACCUGCCACAGCCGGCGUCCGGAGUGGGUGCCCCGCAUGUCCCCGGCGGGGGCCCCUCGGCCCCCGAGCCCAGCGGCCCUGCGGCCCCCGGCGCAGCCCCAGCCUCCGGGGCCAGCGCCUCCAGCAGCGCCGCCACGCAGCCGCAGAACACGCCCCCCGCCCUGGGGCCGGGACCGAUGCUGGGCUCAGCUCCCGGCCUGCCCAGCCCGCUUCUACCUCAGACCUCGGCCAGCAGCGUCAUCUUCCCCAACCCGCUGGUCAGCAUCGCGGCCACGGCCAACGCGCUGGACCCCCUGUCGGCCCUCAUGAAACACCGCAAGGGCAAACCCCCCAACGUGUCAGUGUUCGAGCCCAAGGCCAGCGCCGAGGACCCCUUCUUCAAGCACAAGUGCAGGUUCUGUGCCAAGGUGUUUGGGAGCGACAGCGCCCUGCAGAUCCACCUGCGCUCCCACACGGGCGAGCGGCCCUUCAAGUGCAACAUCUGCGGAAACCGCUUCUCCACGAAGGGCAACCUGAAGGUCCACUUCCAGAGGCACAAGGAGAAGUACCCCCACAUCCAGAUGAACCCCUACCCCGUCCCCGAGUACCUGGACAACGUGCCCACCUGCUCCGGCAUUCCCUACGGCAUGUCGCUGCCUCCGGAGAAGCCGGUCACCACCUGGCUGGACAGCAAGCCGGUGCUGCCCACCGUGCCCACGUCGGUCGGGCUGCAGCUUCCACCCACUCUCCCCGGUGUCAGCAGCUUCGCCGACUCCCCCAGCCUCACCCCAGCCAGCCGCUCCCCGCAGCGGCCCUCGCCUGCGUCCAGCGAAUGUGCCUCCCUGUCGCCGGGCCUCAACAGCUCCGAGUCGGGCGUCCCCAUGAACGCCGCAUCCCCACAGCCGGUGCUUGGUGGCUCUUCUCUGACCAAAACCGAGCCCGGGAGCCUGCCUGGCGCCAACGCCAGGGCGGGAGACGCCCCCGCCGCCUCCACGGUGGUGGCCCCCUCGCUCACAGACGGCAGCAUAUCGACAGGCCUCUGCAGCCCAGUCCUCCCGGCCGGCUCCGACCAGUUCAAGGCCAAGUUCCCCUUCGGAGGGCUGCUGGACUCUAUGCAGACGUCGGAGACCUCCAAGCUACAGCAGCUGGUGGAGAACAUCGACAAGAAGAUGACGGACCCCAACCAGUGCGUCAUCUGCCACCGCGUGCUGAGCUGCCAGAGCGCCCUCAAGAUGCACUAUCGCACGCACACGGGCGAGCGGCCCUUCAAGUGCAAGAUCUGCGGGCGCGCCUUCACCACCAAGGGCAACCUGAAGACGCACUUCGGGGUCCACCGAGCCAAGCCGCCCCUGCGGGUGCAGCACUCCUGCCCCAUCUGCCAGAAGAAGUUCACCAACGCGGUGGUCCUGCAGCAGCACAUCCGCAUGCACAUGGGCGGGCAGAUCCCCAACACGCCGCUGCCCGAGGGCUUGCAGGACACCAUGGACGCGGAGCUGCCCUUCGACGAGAAGGCGGCCGAGGCCCUGAGCGCCUACGAGGAGGACAUGGACGAGAACUCCCUGGAGGAGGACGCCGAGCUGAAGGACGCGGCCGGCGACCCGUCCAAGCCCCUGCUGGCCUUCUCGGGCUCCUGCCCACCCUCACCACCCUCUGUCAUCUCCAGCAUCGCGGCGCUGGAGAACCAGAUGAAGAUGAUGGACUCCGUCAUGAGCUGUCCGCAGCUGACCGCCCUGAAGUCCAUGGAGAACGGGUCUGGGGAGAGCGACCGACUGAGCAACGACUCUUCAUCCGCCGUGGGCGACCUGGAGAGCCGCAGCGCGGGCAGCCCAGCCCCGUCCGAGUCGUCCUCUUCCAUGCAGGCCCUGUCGCCCCUGCACAGUGCCAGCGAGAGCCCGCACUCCAAGUCCCCGGGCCUCAGCGCCCAGGACGAGCCCCAGGAGACUCCGUUGAAGACGGAGCGGCCGGACAGCCCGCCCCCUGCCCCCGAGAACGGAGGGGCGCUGGACCUGACGGCCAUGCACCCCAGCCGGCCGGCCGUCAAGGAGGAGGCCCCCUUUAGCCUGCUGUUCCUGGGCAGAGAACGGGGUAAGUGUGCGAGCACUGUGUGUCGUGUCUGUGCCAAGCCUUUUGCUUGCAGGAGCGCGUUGGAGAUCCACCACCGCAGCCACACAAAGGAGCGGCCGUUCGUCUGCGCGGUCUGCGGACGCGGCUGCUCCACCCUGGGUAAUUUAAAACAGCACUUACUGACCCACAGAUUGAGGGAGCUGCCUUCUCAGUUACUUGACCCCAACUUUGCUCUAGGUCCCAGCCAAAGCACCCCCAGCCUGGUCCCUGGCUCCGCACCCACCAUGAUCAAAAUGGAAGUGAACGGGCACAGCAAGGCCAUCCCGCUGGGUGAGGGCCCAACGCUGCCCGCUGCGGUCCAGGUGCCCGCGGGGCCCCAGGCGGUGAUGAGCCCCGGCCUCGCGCCCAUGCUGGCCCCCCCGCCGCGCCGGACGCCCAAGCAGCACAACUGCCAGUCGUGUGGGAAGACCUUCUCGUCGGCCAGCGCCCUGCAGAUCCACGAGCGCACCCACACCGGGGAGAAGCCAUUCGGCUGCAGCGUCUGUGGGAGAGCCUUCACCACCAAGGGCAACCUCAAGGUGCACAUGGGCACGCACAUGUGGAACAACGCCCCCGCGAGGCGCGGCCGCCGCCUUUCGGUGGAAAACCCCAUGGCCCUGCUGGGUGGUGAUGCCCUGAAGUUCUCGGAGAUGUUCCAGAAGGAUCUGGCCGCACGAGCCAUGAACGUUGACCCCAGUUUUUGGAACCAGUACGCCGCCGCCAUCACCAACGGUCUGGCCAUGAAGAACAAUGAGAUCUCCGUCAUCCAGAACGGAGGCAUCCCCCAGCUCCCCGUGAGUCUCGGCGGGAGCGCCCUCCCCACCCUGGGCUCCCUGACCGCCGGGCUGGACAAAGCGCGCACCGGCAGCAGCCCACCCAUCGUGGGUUUGGACAAAGCCAGCUCGGAAACGGGGGCCGGCCGUCCGUUCACAACGUUCAUCCAGGACGACAAGGAGGUCGGUAUUAACUAGCUAACCUGCGUGCGCCGGGGCGAGGCCGGCCUCCCUGACGGUUUACCCAGAGCUGAAAAAAUAUCACCACGUGGUGUGGAAAGGGGGCCUGUAAGCCCCGGUGAGCCUGACGGCUCUCGAGAACUCUGUAACCUUUUAAAUAAAUUUAAGUCAGAAAGAAGUCCUUGGAAAGCCGCCUUGGGAACAGAAAGGGCUCAGACCACAUGCAUCCUGUUCCUCCUAAACCCUGCCAGUCCCCAGAGGGAAGGGCUCCCCGCCCUGUUCCAGUCAAACUCCUUCAGUGGUUUUGUUCGAAUUAGUUAGAAACUUGAACUCUGCUUCUUGAACUCUUAUCUUGAAGACGUGGUCUAGUCCUGCCGGCUCAGUCUCACGGCAGCGUCUUGUCUGUGUCUGUAGUAUUUAUGAUGUUGAGAUUAUGCGGGUAACAGACAAUACAGCCCAACUUUAAUGGAAGCUUUUGUACUGCAGAAUACAUCUGGCUAUGUGAGUUUUUUUUUUUUUUUAAGCAAGAUUUGUUUUGCUAUAAAUAAGUGGUUUAUUUCCAUGCAGGCAAAAUUGUGAAGUUCUGUUGGGAAAGAGCAUGCGUUUUGUGUGCGAGCACCUGUCAGUAACAAGCCUUUUUUUAUUAUUAUUUAAAUGUUUAGCUGCUUUGUGGACAGUGGUCUCUAGUGUGGGAACAAGUUGCAGACAGACGUCAUAAAUUAUUCACAACACGGUAGCAGUUGUGAGGAAAUAGUUCACAUGAUCACAGCUGUACAAUAAAAAAGGUAAUGUUUGUAUGAUGUGGUUGCAAACUCUUAAUUUAUACUAUUGCACUUUUAGUAUUUUGUAUUAGGGAGGUUUGUCUAUAAUUUGAAAAUUUUAAAAGAUGUAAAGUAUUUUAUAAAUAGUACUUUGAAGGAAAAUGAAAAAAAAAAAAAAAGCUGUCACAGUCUUAGGCCAGACAGAUAUGAGGAAUUUGUACUCCUUAAACAGAAAAGCCCCCAAGACUUGUCAGCUCCUCAGCAAACUAGGGCCUGCAUUUCUUGAAUUAAAUGAUCUAUUUAACUUUUCUACAAAGCCCAUCUAAAACUUGACCACCCUUAGCAAAACUUUGAUGAAUUAAUCUUAGGACUGUUGACACUGAUACAAGCCAGGAAGUCACUUCGAGAACGUUGCGCAGGUUUAACUUGACUGUGGUCUCUGCCGUCCGUUUCUCACCCACCCCCGGCGGAGAGUCUGCCUGCUGGGAGCACUGGGGUUGUGCUCAAGGAACUGGAGAGAGUUCCGGGCGUCAGGCGGUGUAAUCAGGCAUAACUGGGAAAUUUGCCGCGUUCCUGAUUGAUUUAUUAUCGUCUCAGAUGAAAACGAAGCACACUGGCCUCUGAUCACUCAAAAUCCAGCCUCGUGCUGGUGACUGUGCGGGCCGCUCCGAGUGAGGAGGGCCCGGGCGCGGGGCCGGGCGUGGGCUGCACGGAAGUGUCGCGUGUUCUACCUCAUCCCGUGCAUGGCAGGCGUGCUGGAGUCUGAAGCCAGGACCCUCCGCCAGGAGCGGCGCCCCAGGCUCUUCGUGGGGCGGGGGCCGCGCGAGGAGGUGAGGAAGGUGUAGAAACAGAAAAACAGGACAAUCUUUCCAACACAGCCACAGCAAAUCACGCCGUGUCACUGAACAGAGAGUUUCAGAGACUCGCAGAUAAGCAGACCUAGGGGUCAUUUCCGUGGGAAAUGAACACUGAACUCCACAGCUCUGUUUUCCACGGAGCGGGUGGGUGAGGCCUGUCCCAGCAUCGGGAACAGAAAACUGAGGUGCUCAGUGUUGCUGUGUUUCAGCAGUGAAUGUUCUUAUUUAUCUGUGUCCUUUUUGGUGUGAUGAUCUUUUUUUUGGUUUUUUUGGCUUAGUAUUUGGUACCAUGUGGUGUUCUCUCCUCCCGACAGGAUGUGUAUAUAACUUAAGAGAAGAGGAAUGUAAAGUGCUGUAAAUAAGACGGCUCGCGGUGGGCAGCGUGGCGGGCCCGCCGCGGGCAGGGCGCGGCCGCCCUCCCCGUGGGGAAGAGACACUAUUUUUCUAUUGCAACACCAUGUAGGGCCAGGGGCCUCCCUGAACCAGCGGGGAACCGCUUCCCAGAUCCACUAUUUUUUAUGAUGAAAUCUGUGGCUUGACACAUCUACUGAUUGAAAUGGAUGUCUUAGUCUAGGUUACUAUUUUUGUCACAUGGAACUGAAUAAAAUGCAGGAUGUACUAUUAUUUCUGAAUGGCGUUCAUUGAUUAUUCUAAUGGACAAAGUGGACCUUGGAGUGGCGGCCACUGACGGUGGCUGUGUUCCCGUGGUGCUUCUCCCGGGAAGGUCAGGGAGGGCGGGCAGCCCAGAUGGAACCCCGUCUGGGUGUGUCUCCACUGGUCUUGAAAUUUUCAUUUUUCACUUUCUUCUAAAAUAAAAAUGCAGCCUCCUAAUUGUGGAUUUUUUAAAAUUUACAUCUGUGAUAGAAGAAGGCGUUAGUAGAAAAUGCCUAAUUACUAGAGACUGUUGGCAGGGCCCCAAGUGACCGCCUCCUGAGCCGCCUCCCCCUUGUCGGGUCCCUUGGAGACGAAGUAGCUGCGCCUCC